This is a messenger RNA of Carassius gibelio (silver crucian carp), 2589 nucleotides long. Its product is annotated as transmembrane protein 185-like. The coding region runs from base 131 to 1183 and encodes 350 amino acids. NCBI's taxonomy places the organism in Eukaryota, Metazoa, Chordata, Actinopteri, Cypriniformes, Cyprinidae. The transcript is spliced from 7 exons. The record is from RefSeq and is a predicted model, not a curated record.
CGUCUUCCGACGGACGUGUGACGUCACCGUGUUUUGUCGCCUGUGCCAUCUGUGUGCUCUGAAGCUAAUGCCAGUCAGUUCGCCAGUCUUCCCUUCUCACUUCAUCUAACAAUGGUCUGAAGAAGAAAUCAUGAAUCUCCGAGGCGUUUUUCAAGAUUUCAACCCUAGUAAGUUCCUGAUCUACGCCUGUCUGCUGCUGUUCUCCGUUCUGCUGUCUCUGAGGCUGGAUGGUGUCAUCCAGUGGAGCUACUGGGCUGUGUUUGCUCCCAUCUGGCUCUGGAAGCUCAUGGUCAUCAUCGGGGCUUGUGUGGGCUUUGGGGUUUGGGCACACCACCCACAGUACAGGGCUGAGGGUGAGACGUGUGUGGAGUUUAAGGCCAUGCUGAUCGCUGUGGGGAUCCACCUGCUCCUGCUCACCUUCGAGGUGCUGGUGUGUGACCGUGUGCAGCGGGGCUCACACUUCUGGCUCCUGGUCUUCAUGCCGCUCUUCUUCGUCUCGCCGGUCUCGGUGGCGGCGUGCGUGUGGGGAUUCAGACACGACCGGUCGCUCGAGCUGGAGAUCCUGUGCUCUGUGAAUAUUCUUCAGUUCAUCUUCAUCGCUCUGAGACUGGAUCGGAUCAUCAGCUGGCCGUGGCUGGUGGUGUGUGUGCCGCUGUGGAUCCUCAUGUCCUUCCUGUGUCUGGUGGUGCUCUAUUAUAUUGUCUGGUCUGUGCUCUUCCUGCGGUCCAUGGAUGUCAUCGCAGAGCAGCGGCGAACACACAUCACGAUGGCCGUCAGCUGGAUGACUAUAGUGGUGCCUCUGCUUACUUUCGAGAUUCUUCUGGUUCACAAGCUGGAUGGUCAUUAUAACUCCAGCUACGUCCCGGUGUUUGUUCCCCUCUGGGUUUCUCUGGUGACUCUAAUGAUGACAACAUUUGGCCAGAAAGCAGGCAAUCAUUGGUGGUUUGGGAUUCGCAAAGACUUCUGCCAGUUUCUUCUGGAGCUCUUCCCCUUCCUGAGAGAGUAUGGCAACAUAUCGUAUGACCUGCACCACGAGGACUCAGAGGUGUCCGAGGAACUGCCCAUCCACGAGGUUCCUAAAAUCCCUCCCAUGUUUCAUAAGAAGACGGGUGUGGUGAUCACUCAGAGUCCUGGCAAAUACUUCGUGCCACCGCCCAAACUGUGCAUCGACAUGCCAGACUAACAUUCAAAACUGCUCAUGAACAGCACAGCACUAUGCACUGAGCUCCGCUUCAGGACGUGCCAUUUACGAAGAAAAAUACAAUCUACACAGAUGCUUCUCCUGAGACUCUUAAACUCAAACACUGACUCCCAAGCAUUGUGUGUACCAUAGCCUUGUGUCUGUAAAAUCCAUAGAUGGGACGUGUUGUCUUCUGGAGCGGAUCUUUGAACUUUCCAGACAACUCAAAGUCAAAAUGACUCGCAGAGAGACUGUCUAAUCUGUAAAUAAGCAAACCGUUUUGUUUUUUACCAGUUGUGUGUUUUAAAUCUGUGUAUGGUGUAGGCAUUCAGUCGCUCAUCUGUCGGUUCUUAGUUUUCUCCUAACAUUCGUUCUUAGUCUGCGAGAUUUUUCUCUGUGGGAAUACACAACGCUUCCUGGUUUCCACUGUGAUUGCAGCCUUUUCAGUGGAAGAAAAGCAUUGGUAUAAAAGCAUUGUUUACGUCAAUCUGAUGUGGAUUUUUAGCUAUUUCUUCAUCUGAUAGGUGGCUACCAUAUGUGACCAUGAAACCACGAAAGUUUCUCAAAAUUGUGAUUUAUACAUCUGAAUAAAUCAGCUUUCCAUUGAUGUAAGGUUUGUUAGGAUCGUACAAUAUUUGGCUGAGAUGCAACUAUUUGAAAAUCUGGAAUCUGAAUCUGGAAGUUGUCCAAAUGAAGUUCUUAGCAAUGCAUAUUACUAAUCAAAAAUUAACUUUUGAGAUAUGUAUGGUAGGAAAUGUACAAAAUAUCUUCAUGGAGCAUGAUCUUUACUUAAUAUCCUAAUGAUUUUUGGCAUAAAAGAAAAAUCGAUCAUUGUUUUUUUGGCUAUUGCUACAAAUAUGCCCCGAAGACUGCUUUUGUGCUCCAGGGUCUCACAUGUGACUGAGGCUAGCCAAUAAAACCAAUCGAAGAAGUGACUUUCACAAUAUCACUCGAGUGUGCUAAUAAUGAUUUCACACCCUGUGCAGUUAGAUGGUCAAAUAAACGCACUACCUGUUAGUGCUCUGUAAUUCCAGUCCAUUGCGUUGGCCUCCUACACUAACAGUUUUGAUUUAAUCCUGCUAUUUAAGUGUUGACCAGCAAUGUGUGUUGUCAAUCCUACACCCAAAUCUGAAAACUGGUAUUUUUAUGUUAAAUACUGUCAUGCUAGACAAUAUGAAAUAUUGUCCUCUUGUUCAGUAGCUAGCACACAUUUACUCCAUUCACUUUCUCAGCUGGUCUGAGUGAAUAGCCAUUGAAAUAUUGUUCUUUUUUCUUGUGGAUCUGGACCAAUAUUACGGUUUCAUGUACACAUUUACCGCUCUCGAUGUCCAGUGUGUCCAUUUCUUUGUAAAGGCAAGACACAGCGUAGCUCUCGACAGUGCCUCACAUUAAAAUAUGGUCAUGCAAAA